GUUUUUGAAUUCCACAUAGCAUGACAUUGUUAACUGCUCAUAAUUAAAUACACUUCCAUACAUACGUCUCCUGUUUUAUCAUGUUUGUGGAUGUGAUAACGGAACGAUUAAUUAACUAUCAUCUAUAUUUAGAGACUUUUGUAACAUUCACAUUACGUUCUACGUUCGGAUAUACUACUUGAGCCAUAUCGUCUCAUUGGAAUUAUUAUUUACCUAUAAUUGUGGAUUCUGGUACCAAAACCAACGAGACACACGCCAACCUGCCGAUUUAAGUCCGGUGGUUACAAAUGUCGUUAUACUUUUGAAAUUAUAAACAUCAUUCAAAUGGUUCAAAUGGUUCAAAUGGUUGUGGACGGAAUAGAAGAAGCUUCCGCUUAACAGGCUUCCGUGUCAAGUAGCAGGGGAUCACCAAAUCCUUCAGACAGGAACCUAGAAUGUUCUGCUUUUUUUACCACUGCCUGCCUAAUUUCCAAUUGCUGAGUUCCAUGGCCAAACAGAGGAUACGAAUGCUAGAAAUUCACGACUGUUCGUCAGUCUACAACGCUGUGUUAAUCGAAAAAUUUAAUCAACAGUACCUCGUACAUAAUCCAGAUUCAAACUACUGCCUACUUCAUAUCUUCAUUACUUAGAGGCAAGAGUAACCCAGGCGAGUUUCAUAAUUUCAUUAGAUUAUUUCGUACUAUAUUUAUGAUGCGUGAUAACAUUUCGUAGUUGCUUUCACGUAAACUAGUCAUAUACUCUGUCGCUGCCGUCAAGUUUUAGUCGAAAUCAUGUACAUUUAUGACUCGUUAGUCGACAUACUGUGGUAAAACAUAUUGCAUGUACACGAGCACGCUUAGUCCAUGUCCCAAGUACACACGUUGUCGUACUUAAUAUGUCACUUCACGCUAGGUAAUAAGCUCUUUGUAUCAGCCUUUUACGAAAUGGCCACGUUACCUGGAUCCUAUAAACCUUAGUUACAUUGGUGGUUACCAUUUUAAUUAAUGUUUAUUAUACCCCUUGUAUUUGCUAAUAAUUCACACGGUAAAUCAUGGCUCGAUUUCCUUAUUACACGACAGUCAUUUUAAUUCUAUUUUCGGUUUAUUUACAUGCGAUACGGGUUUGAAAAAUAUCUAAACGUCCUCAAAAAUUCUCCACGAACCCAACCAUAGUUUUCGUAUAUGUUUUUAUUCACACAUCCAACUGUUACGCUAAUAAUACCUAAGCGAGCGUUCAGUGCAACUGUCAGCAUACGUAAGAACGAUGUUAUUUAGACUUGACAUUGUAACACAUCUGAACUAUUGUAGUUGUUCUACUUCGAUGUCGUACUUCAUUUUAUGAAGUAUUGUUUCCUCUUGGCUGUUAUUUAACAGAUGAUUCCGGUACAUCAAUCGGCUGUUUAACUACUCGACGAUUUACAACCUGUCCAGUUCAAUUGGUGGUCUGACGACAAUAUCAUUCGCGCGAAUCAUCAGUUUAUGCAGUCGAGCGAAUCUCCUGCAAACUGAAAACGAUAUUGUCGCCUCUAUCCCAACACUGACAGCGUUUUUCACGGGUAUCAUUGACAUGAGUCCAGAGUGACACUCUUGGUUUCUUAUGUUCUUUUCGACAAUUUUCUGUUCACUAACCGAACAAACACGCAGCAUUCACCGUUUAUCAUCUUUUAGAGACUUCAUCGUGCCACCUUUGCUGUGGAUUUGUAGCCUUCAACCCUUACUGACUGUAACAGCAGUCAUCGACUUUUCAAACUGUGACUACAAGUUGGUCAAUAGCUUCGCACAACGAAAUCACGACCACUCUUCACUGUUAUACUUCUGUACUUACGGUUAGUCUGUCAGAUAUAGAUAUAACUAGAAUUCGACACUAAUUAAUAGCUGUCAACGACACUGUUCGACUUACAACUUUAAACAAAUGACAGUACAAAUAUGGAUAUCGAUUGAUAAUACACUUGUCCUACUAUCGCUAUAGCAUCAUUACUCUUGCGGCAGACUUAACGUUUGUCAUCGGAGGAACUGAAUUACUUGUCAAGGCUAUAUAUUUCAGCGCGACUUGAUAGAACAAUAAAACGUUUUGUUCUUUUCAUUAUUUCUAUGAUUAAUCAAUUUACGUUUAAGCAACGUCCUACUAACAUAUUAUGACUCGCUGUUUCCCGACCAGUUUCUGCCGCCUCCUUUCCAUUUGUUUUACAGAUAAGCAAUACCUGGAGGAUUUAUAAUAUUCGUUUGGCACUCUCCGGCGAGCGACUGCUCCCAACAUGUUUGGUACCGAUUCAAACGGCCGCUGAAUCUGGUGGGGGAGUAUUGUAGGGCCAGUGAAAUGUCACUGAGCCCUAGCCAAAUCAUCUGGCAGUUGGAUCACUGAAUGUCGAACAGAUCAUCGCUCCCUGCCAAGGUUAUGGAAUACCUCGUCGGUGGUGACCUUAAGUCACUUUUGCUGGUUAUGGGCUGUCUUCAAGAAUCUCACGCUGCUAUCUAUACUGUUGAAAUUGCAAUAGCCUUGGAAUAUCUUCAUACACAUGGAAUAAUCCACCGUGAUCUUAAACCGGAUAAUAUACUUAUUGACUCCAAAGGACAUUUAAAGCUGACGGAUUUUGGUUUGUCUACUAUAACAUGGAAGCGUCCCUUGCAGCCAAGUGACGUUUUGAAUACACCAUCUGUCGUCCCGUUACCUUUUCAAUACUACCGAACUCCUGGCCAACUUAUCUCGCUGACAACUGAACUGGCUUUCACAGAUACACCUAUCCUACAUAAAACUCAUGAGGUUCUGGAGGAACGCUUAUUGACUUCGCGCGAUGACGAUGCCAAAACGUGUUUCUCCCCCCAGUGUUUAUCUUCAGCAAAAAAUUACUUUACUAAUUGUGAUGUUUCAAAUUCAUUGCAUAAAUCCUCUUCAGAACAUUGUUUUGGGUCUGUAGCAUUUUUCGAUGGACAACAUAUCUGUGAUUUACAACGAUUCAGAAGUUUUAGUGAUUUUGGUAAUAAAUCAUGGAAAUCUCACUUUCGUCAACAUUUGAUUCAUUGGUCGCCAAUAUCCAGAAAAUCGCAUGCCACGUGUUCUCAAAAUUUUGAAAUAUCGGAAAUCCAUUCAGAUGAGCUACAGACGUCUUACUCCAGUCGAGUUAAUUCUCUUAGAACUGGCUAUAAAUUAUGUCACCGUCAACGUCAUAACUACAAUCCACUUCCGAAAAAUGGACCAACUUCUGACUUAUCUGCUACUCAUAGUUUAGCAAUUGACAAAUCAAAAACAUCAGUAAUUUUGAAGCCAUCAUAUCGCAAUCAGGAAUGUCAGAAUGUGGAAAAAAUGCUUAGAAAUACAGCUUCGUGUUUGGAAAUUUCUUCUUUAAAUAGAGAUAUUCAGGAUUUGGUUUUGAACUCCUCUCCAUGUAAUCUGACUGAUAGAAAUGAUUUAAAGCGAAAUACUUCGACGGAAAAUAUAUUGUCUCCAGUUGAAAAAGCCAGAUUGAGCCUGUUCCGUCAUUCACCGUUAUCCCACUGUUUAGAUAUAAGUGGCGAUUAUUUAUUAAAUGAUAUUGAUCUCUCGAAUCCAUCUAUGGAUGACUGUAUAACUUCUCCAGUGUUACUUAAUACACCUUUAAAAUUUCCUCAUCAUUCUCCUGCUUCUAUAGUUAAAAAAAGUAGCAAACAUUUAACUCGGAAUUUCCACCCAAUCGAAUCAGAAAGUAAUCUUCCUGCUCAAACAUUGCUUUAUUCUAGUCCUUUAUGUUCCAUGCAUAUAAAUUCAACUUGUAAACGUCAGCGGUUCGACAAGAAACUGAUCACUUCGUUGAAUAGUACACCAGCAAUUAAUCCACUUCAAGUUACUACAGAAUCACUUGAAAAUAUAUCAAAUCUGGAGAGCUUAUCUAGUCACUUGUUAGGUACUCCGGAAUAUUUGGCACCAGAAUUAUUACUUCAUCCUAAUUCCAAAAGUGCAUGCGAUAGUCCAGCUGUCGAUUGGUGGGCUUUAGGUGUUAUAUUAUUUGAAAUGUUAGUUGGUGUAACUCCAUUUGCAGAUGAAACUGUAGAAAAUGUGUUUCACAAUAUUCUAAGUUUAGAUAUACACUGGCCUGUUGCUACUACAUGUGGAUCAUCUUUUAACAUAAAUGAAUCACCACAAAAAAACUGUGAACUUUCACGAGCAGCUGUAAACUUAAUUAGUGGCCUCUUAUCCUAUAAUCAAACAGACAGACUUCAAGUUGCAAGUCAAAUAAAGUCAAGUGAUUUGUUAAUACCUGUUGGUGAUUGGAAUAAUUUACAUGAUUUAGAAAUGCCUUUCAUUCCUGAUCCUGAUAAUUCAACAGAUACAUUUUAUUUUGAUAUUCGUAAUCGGUACAAUCAAUAUAGCGAAGCGGAUCUAUGUGCAAAUGUGAAAUGACGAAGUCUAUGACUUAAUUAAUUAAUUUUCGCUGUACAGGUACUAUUAUUGAUACACAUAUUUGUACUUGUGAAUAAAUGUUUAUUUAUCAGCUUCUUUAACAUGCGUAAUUUUUCCGUUUCCAUAUCUUAAAAAAUCGUUUUUAAUUAUGUCAUAUGUAUAACAGUAAGUUAGCGUAGCUCAUGUAAUGCUUUAAUUUAUAAUUGUAUUACAAAUUGAGUGUCUAUUAAAAAUAAAUUAUUUCUUUCGCUUUU
This is a messenger RNA of Schistosoma guineensis, 4607 nucleotides long. Lineage: Eukaryota; Metazoa; Platyhelminthes; Trematoda; Strigeidida; Schistosomatidae. The record is from the annotation of a GenBank genome assembly.